GCUGCUUUUAUGAGCCGGAGACCAUCGCGCUGUGCAGUCAGAGUGGGAGCGGGCUCAGCGCUUGUUGGUUCCAGUUACUAGUGAAAUCUUGGGAACAAAUCCAGAUCGUACGGGGAAGAGGAAGAACUUCGCUGUAUCAUUAUGAAGCUCUCAAUUCUUGUUGCUGUCGUUUUAUCUGUAUUGGGAGUUAUCACAUCUGUUCCAGUUGGGAAGGAAAGAAGAAGAGAGGACUUGGUGACCCGGUGUAUCGUCGAAGUCCUUUCCAGUGCACUUUCCAAACCAAACGCUCCUCUUGUUGAUCCUGCAUGCAAAGAUAUUCUAAAGACAAGUGCAAAACAUCAGAUGACGGAAAAGAAGAGUAAUGAAAAGCUUGUGAAUUUUGGGGAUUUGGGCAACCAUAAACAAGAACCUGAAGAGGAGUUAAAAAGAUAUCUGGAGGAGCCUAACCUAAAGGAGAAUGAGUUGGAGGAGAAAAGUAACUUUCAAGAUGACGAGGAUAAAAGGCAUGUCAAGGAGAGUGAGGAGAAACGACCUCAAACAGCAGACAAAAGAAGUGAAGAGACCAGCAGCCAAGAAGAAAACGGGCACUAUGAUGUGGAAGACAAAAGGCAUUAUUCAGACAGUGAAGAAGAUGAAAUCAGAAAACGUAACCACCAUACAGAAGUUGAAGAAAAGAGACAUAUAAGUGAGGAGGAUCCUCUGGAUCUGACCGAGGAGUUGGAGAAAAGAUCAUAUCAUGGGCAUAGUAAGAGAAGUGGGGCGAAAUCUAUUGAAGAGCAGGCUCAUGGGGAGCACUAUAAAGAGAAGAGAUCAGAAGAAGAGGAGAGCGAUGGAAGAGAAAAACGCAGAUACAAAAGUCACAGACACUAUUAUAGAAAACACAAAAGGAACUAUUCCUCUGAAGAAAAGAGAAGCAACGCGUCAAACGAGUCUAACGAGUCUAAAGAGGAAGACGACAAACGACACCACGACGAGAUUAGAAACUUUCCAGAGGGAAGCUAUGAAGAGUGGUCAGAUAAGAGACAUCAUUCCGAUGAAAAGAGACACCACACUGCUGAGAAAAGGCACCAACCCGAAGAAAGUGAUGAAGAUGAUGAAGAGAAACAUCACCACAAGGAAAAUGUAAGUUAUUCUGAAGAAAGUGAAGAGAAAAGACACCAUUCCAAGGAAAGUGAGGAAGAAGAAAAACGCCACCACGGUGAAGACAAGAGACGCCAUUCUGAAGAAAACAAAGAGGAAGAGGCAAAAAGACACCAUGAAGAAAAGAGACAGGUCUCUGAAGUAAGAGAAGAGGAUAAAGGACACCACAGCUUCAUAAAAAGAUAUAAUUCUGAGGAAAGGGAAGAGGUGGAGGAAAAGAGACAUCACAAAGAAACGAGUCACAGUUCACAGGAAAAUGAGGAGGAUGAAGGGCACCACAGCUUUGAGAAAAGGCACCCUUCCAAGGAAAGUGAAGAGGAGGAAAAACGACACCACGAAGAAAAGAGACACAAUUCAGAGGAAAGUGAGGAGGAUGAAGGGCACCCUUCCAAGGAAAGUGAAGAGGAGGAGGAAAAACGACACCACGAAGAAAAGAGACACAAUUCAGAGGAAAGUAAGGAGGAUGAAGGGCACCAUAGCUUUCAGAAAAGGCACCCUUCCAAAGAAAGUGAAGAGGAGGAAAAACAACACCACAAAGAAAAAAGACGCCACGAUGAAAAGAGGCACAAUUCAGAAGAAAGUGAGGAGGAUGAAGGGCACCCUUCCAAGGAAAGUGAAGAGAAGGAGGAAAAACAACACCAUGAAGAAAAGAGACACAAUUCAGAGGAAAGUGAGGAGGAAGAGAAAAGGCACCAUGAAGAAAAACAACACCAGUCAGUUGAAAGCCGUCACCAUGAACUUAAGAGAAGGCACUCUGAGGAAAGUGAAGAGGAGGAAGAGAAGCACCAGCACUCUGAAGAAAGUGAAGAAGAGACACAGAAACAUCACAGUCAAGAGAAGAGACAUCAUUCUGAAGAAAGUGAGGUAGGGGAGGAAAGCACAGAAGGAUACUGGACACAUGAAGAUAAAAAGCAAUACCUUGGAGAAGAUAGUGUUGAGUUUAAAAAGAGACAACUCCCUUAUGAGAAGACACAUUACAGUGAGGUAGAAGAAAAUAAACACCAUGGUGAAGAUAAGAAAUUUCAAAGUCAGGAAGGGGAGGAAGUGCUAAGACACAUUCAGGAAAAGAAAGAUGAGGACAAAAGGUCAGCUGGUAAUUCCAGUCCCUACCACAAGGAGGCAUGGUGGGAAAAUGAAGAGAACAGAAGCCAGGAAGAAAAACGCCAUUACCCAGAGGUUGUAGAAGACGACUGGUGGGACAAAAGGAGUGACAGUAUGGAAUAUGGACACCACGGAUAUGAUGAGCGAUGGAACAACCUUCUAACCCAUCCCUUUCAAGAGAAAAGGCCAUACUCUGGAAACAGAAUGGAUGAACUGGCACAGCUUUUGAAUUACAAGGCAGUGGACUUCCCUGUUCUUUCUGAGGAGAAGAGAAGUCAUCAUGAGUUUCAGGAAGAAAAGAAAAACCCUCAUCAGAGGCCAUUCACGCAAAAGGAGAAGCAAGAGCUUCAGAACCUGGCAGCCAUGGACCUACAGCUGCAGAAAAUAGCAGAGAAACUUCACAAAAACCGGAGAGGGUGAAGCGAGAUGAAUGCUACUGUGCACUCCAAAGCUAUUAGGAACAGAAAAUGAAUGAGUGUAGAAAAUAAACUAGUAAACCUGAGUUAUUGUUAUGUACACAUAACAAACCAGAAAAUAACUGCUUCAUGCACACUGGAUAUAUUUGUAUUGUGCAGUUUUAAUGUUAUUAAAAGCUAACUGGCAUGAGAAUUAUUUAGAAAAUAGACACGUUUUUACUAACUACCAAUAACUAUCGUGAAGUGAUUGUUUCUGUUCUUGAGACAACUGUGAGUUUGCAAACAAUAAAAUCCAACAUUCUGGAACCAAA
Molecule: messenger RNA, 2968 nt
Organism: Polyodon spathula (Mississippi paddlefish)
Lineage: Eukaryota; Metazoa; Chordata; Actinopteri; Acipenseriformes; Polyodontidae
Product: glutamic acid-rich protein-like
Exons: 5
Coding region: 142-2661 (839 amino acids)
Cellular component (GO): secretory granule
Source: RefSeq, a predicted model, not a curated record